AUGUACGAUACGUUCGAUGAUCAGUAUGCAGCCACGAUAGGGAUAGAUUUUUUAUCAAAAACAAUGUAUUUAGAAGAUAACAAGACGAUAAGGCUUCAAUUAUGGGAUACGGCUGGUCAAGAAAGAUUCAGGUCGUUGAUUCCAUCCUAUAUAAGAGAUUCGCAUGUUGCAGUAAUAUGUUACGACAUAACAAAUAAAAAAAGUUUCAUAAAUCUAGAAAAGUGGGUGAAUGAUGUGAAAUUAGAACGUGGGGAUGAUGUUAUUAUUGUAAUUGUGGGUAAUAAAUCGGACCUCAGUAAUAAGAGACAGGUAUCAGUCGAAGAAUGCGAAGCACUCUCAAAAAAGAUUGGAGCAAAAUUUUUCAUUGAGACAUCUACGAAGGCAAACUACAAUGUGAAGUUGUUGUUUAAGAAGAUCGCACAAGCAUUGCCCGAGGCAAGCUCCCCAGAGAGUCAUGAGCUCAACGUCCAAGAUAGGUCGACACCUGACACUAUUGAUAUCUCUGUUGAUAAUAACGCUAACACGAGUACGAACUCGUGUUGCUAA
Molecule: messenger RNA, 546 nt
Organism: Priceomyces carsonii
Lineage: Eukaryota; Fungi; Ascomycota; Pichiomycetes; Serinales; Debaryomycetaceae
Product: Rab family GTPase
Exons: 1
Coding region: 1-546 (181 amino acids)
Biological process (GO): vesicle-mediated transport
Molecular function (GO): GTPase activity; GTP binding
Source: RefSeq, a predicted model, not a curated record